CACCUCUCCUCUCGACUCUUCCCCACGCAGCUUUCUGCCGCACAAUAGACAUGUUUCUCCCACAGUAUGGGCGAGUCCUGAAGCGAUCUGUCAACGUUCCUUAUCGGCAUCCGGCGCGUGCUCCUAUCUGCGCCGGUUUUCGCCGCGAGACCGUCGCUGCAGCUCGACUCUUUGUAAGAUCGAACAGUACAAAACCCCCAAAGUUUGAACCAUCAGACUUCAAGGCGGAACCCAGAAAUCCAGGAUCAACGAAAAAUGCGGAGAAUCACCAGAGCUCAAAAGGCAAAACCCUGAACGAAAAGGUGGCUCAAGCCUGGUCUACGCCCACCAAAUGGUAUCCUAUUCCCAUUGCUCUCGGUGCGCUUGUAUUACUAGCAGUUCAGUAUCGCAAGCAAACCCGUGGUGAAAUUGAAGUAGAAACACAGGGACCAGAAGGAGCUGUCAUUAGAAGAUCUGGAAAUCGAGUAGAUGGACCAUGGCAGGUACGAGUGAUGGGUGCUCUCCCAUUGCGGUCGCUUUCACAAUUGUGGGGUUAUCUCAACGGCCUUGUUCUCCCCGUUUGGUUUCGUCCGUUUGGCUUCAAGCUAUAUGCCAAGAUCUUUGGUUGUAACCUUGAUGAAGUACCCAAAGACCUUACAGAGUAUGAGAGCUUGGGAGAUUUCUUCUACCGAGAGCUCAAAGAUGGUGUGAGACCUAUAGCUGAAGCUCCCAUGGUAUCACCGGCUGAUGGCCGAGUCCUUCAUUUUGGAGAGAUUGCCGGCGAGCGGGUUGAACAGGUCAAGGGCAUCACCUACUCUCUUGAGGCCCUUCUUGGCUCUCAAUCCGAUCUCCAUGGUCAACCAAUCGACAUUCCACGCAGUAACUCUGAAGCUGAAGUUGUAGACGAUGAGCACUUUGCUAAAAUCAACGAUAUUCCCUACUCUCUCACCGCUCUUCUUGGCCAAGGCCCCAGCCGAAAGAGAGCUCAAGCCGAUUACUCCGAGGCCCAGCCCGUAGGCAAAAUUGAAGACGCCAGUCAUCCACCAGAAGGUCAAGCAGUUGGGCAUGACGCGUCAGUUGCUGCAUCCCUGGGUACCAGUGCUCUUGACUCCAAAACCGAUGGUUCUACCAAGCUGCCUAGUUUAUCCGAACAUAGCAAGCUCUUCUUCCUUGUCAUUUAUCUCGCCCCUGGCGACUAUCACCGAUUCCAUUCCCCCACAACUUGGAUUGUUGAGCGUCGUCGACACUUUACCGGCGAUCUUUUCUCCGUCUCACCAUAUAUCGCCAAUAGGAUGAAGGACUUGUUUGUGCUAAACGAACGUGUCGCUCUGCUCGGCCGUUGGAAGUACGGCUUCUAUUCAAUGAUUCCUGUGGGUGCCACCAAUGUUGGUUCAAUCAAGGUCAAUUUCGAUGAGGCCCUGCGUACAAACACACGUGUCCUCACUCACCCUCCCAAGACCUACGCGGAAGCUACAUACAAUUCAGCAUCCAUAUUGAAGGGGCAGCCCCUUUUGGCAGGUGAAGAAAUGGGUGGCUUUAGGUUGGGCAGUACAAUUGUUCUUGUGUUUGAGGCACCUGAAAAGUGGAAAUUCCACCUGAAGGCUGGCGAGAGUGUCAAAGUUGGGCAACCUUUAGGAGCGUUCGAGGAAUAGAUAUUGGGUAAAAGUAUUUGG
Cryptococcus deneoformans JEC21 is the source of this 1652-nucleotide messenger RNA. RefSeq names its product phosphatidylserine decarboxylase 1 precursor, putative. Lineage: Eukaryota; Fungi; Basidiomycota; Tremellomycetes; Tremellales; Cryptococcaceae. The record is from RefSeq and is a predicted model, not a curated record. Bases 51 to 1631 code for a protein of 526 amino acids. The transcript is spliced from 4 exons. Gene Ontology annotation, cellular component: mitochondrion. Gene Ontology annotation, molecular function: phosphatidylserine decarboxylase activity. Gene Ontology annotation, biological process: phosphatidylethanolamine biosynthetic process.